Messenger RNA from Cynoglossus semilaevis (tongue sole), 5226 nucleotides. RefSeq names its product ubiquitination factor E4A (UFD2 homolog, yeast) (gene ube4a). The transcript has 20 exons. Lineage: Eukaryota; Metazoa; Chordata; Actinopteri; Pleuronectiformes; Cynoglossidae. Gene Ontology annotation, molecular function: ubiquitin-ubiquitin ligase activity. The record is from RefSeq and is a predicted model, not a curated record. Bases 162 to 3392 code for a protein of 1076 amino acids. Gene Ontology annotation, cellular component: cytoplasm; ubiquitin ligase complex; nucleus. Gene Ontology annotation, biological process: ERAD pathway; protein polyubiquitination; ubiquitin-dependent protein catabolic process.
AAGCUGACGUUUUGGCGCACGUUGAUGACGCCACGCACCUCUGUUUACCAAGGAACUCCCACUGAUUUCGUUAGAGAACUAAAUUUAAAACGGAAUACAGACACUUGCCUACACCACACAGGCUGGGAUCUUGGAUGAAGUGAGUGUUGAGCCCCAGUGAAAUGACUGACCAGGGCAACAACAACCAGAACAUCUCCUGCAACCCAUUUGCUGCUCUUUUCAGCUCACUUGCUGAUGCCAAACAGUUUGCAUCAGACCAGAAAUCCCAGCAGCCCUCUGAACCACCACAAGAGGAGUCCGGAGAGAGCCAGUCAGACUCUGAUAAUUCGGUGUCGGACAGCGUUGACGAGAAUGAUGACUCUGUGGCAGAGAUCAGCCGCUCCUUCAGGUCCCGUCAGGAGCUGUGUGAACAGCUCAAUGUCAACCACAUGAUCCAGAGAAUAUUUCUGAUCACUCUGGACAACAGCGAUCCAAGCCUCAGAGGAGAUAAUGGGAUCCCUCCUCGCUGUGUGUACUUGGAGGAGAUGGCUGCAGAUCUGGAUGGGCAGGACUGGUUGGAUAUGGACAACAUUGAACAGGCUCUGUUUAAUCGUCUGCUGCUACUGGAGCCAGGAAAUCACCUCAUCUAUAUGACAUCAUGUAGUGCUGUAAACCUGUCUGCUGACCGUGAUGCUGGAGAGAAAUGUGCCGUCCCUUACCUUUUUGAUUGUUACCAGAGGGCAAAAGAAGAGGUGAAGAAAGUACCAGAGAAGCUGCUGUCAUUUGCUGUUCACUGUAAGAAUCUGACUGUUUCCAACACACGGACGGUUCUGCUUACACCUGAGAUCUAUGUCAGCCAGAACAUCUAUGAGCAGCUCGUGGACCUGUUUCGAGAUGGUUUCAGUGGAGCCCAGCCAGAGGAGUUGGUUGAGUUUGUUGAAGAAGUCAUUGCCGGAAUCAUCUCUGACCAGGAGGUCCGUACCUUUGAGGAGGUGAUGGUCCCGGUGUUUGAAAUAUUUCAUGGGCGCGUCAAAGACCUGGACCUGUGCCAACCUCUCCUCUAUUCCUACUUAGAUGUUCUCCUCUAUUUCAGCCAUAAUAAAGACAUUGCAAAGGUGUUAAUGGAAUACACCCAACCCAAAGACCCAGCCAAUGGUCUGCAGUACCAGAAAAGCCUAUUGGGGUCAGUCUUGAAUAUUUCAUGUUUGUUAAAAACUCCAGGCAUAGUGGAGGGACACGGCUACUUCCUGAACCCCUCACGCUCUAGUGCCCAGGAGACAAAGGUUCAAGAGGCCAACAUUCAUCAGUUCAUGGGUCAGUUUCACGACAAGCUGCACCAAAUCUUGAGGAAUUUGCUCCAACGCUCUGCCGAGACGCGCCACCUGCUGCUGUCAUGGCUGGGCAACUGCCUGCAGGCCAACGCGGGCCGGGCGAAGAUUUGGGCCAAUCAGAUGCCGGAGAUCUUCUUUCAGAUGUAUGCCUCUGAUGCUUUCUUUUUGAAUUUGGAGGCAGCCCUGCUGAAGCUGUGUCAGCCUUUCUGUAGGCCUCGCUCACCCAAACUCCUCACCUUCAACCCUACGUACUGUGGCCUUAAAGACCUGAGUGAAGACGAGAGACGCAAUCGCAGCGUGCAUGCUAAAGGUCUGGACAAAGAAACCUGUCUGAUCCCUGUGCCUCCUCAACAGCCGGUGGAGUUUGCACAGUCCUACAGUCUGCUGACAGAAAACCUCGUCCUCACACAACUCACCCUGCAUCUUGGCUUCCACAGACUCCACGAGCAGAUGGUGAAGAUGAACCAGUCUCUCCACCGGCUCCAGGUGACGUGGCAGGAGGCUCAGCGGAGUAACAGCCCCAUGUCGGAGCAGCUCCUGGAGCAGUUUGAGCGUCUGAUGAUUGUGUAUCUGUCAACCAAAGCUGCCACCACGCAGCCUGCUGUGCUGCAAUGUUGCCUCAACCUCCAAGCUUCUACAGCUGCUGUGCUGGUUCAGCUCGGCCUGGGGAACCAGGGGCCUGAACAUGUAGCACUCAGUUUCCCCCUGCCGUCCCUGCAGAAUACUGUGCUGUGCUAUAUUCCAGAGUUUUUUGCAGAAAACUUGGGAGACUUUUUUAUAUUCCUUCGAAGGUUUGCAGAUGAUGUUUUGGAGACUUCUGCAGAAAGUUUGGAGCAGAUUCUCGAUUUCAUCACUGUCUUCAUGGGUAACGUUGAAAGGAUGAAGAAUCCACAUUUGCGGGCAAAGCUGGCUGAGGUCUUGGAGGCAGUGAUGCCGCACAUGGAGCCUGUGGCUGCCGGUGCUGCUCAGCCGAUAAUGUUCCAGCGAGAAAGAGUCUUUUGCUCCUACACAUAUGCACCGAGGCUGGCAGAGGCCCUAAUCGCUGUGUUUGUCGACAUUGAAUUCACAGGGGAUCCUCAUCAGUUCGAACAGAAGUUCAACUACAGACGGCCCAUGUAUCCUAUCCUCAAGUACAUGUGGGACAAAGACAAUUAUAGGGAGAGCAUUAAGCAUUUGGCCAACUAUGCGUCAGAGAACCUGGAGGCCAUGAACCCCCCUCUUUUCCUCAGGUUUCUUAACUUACUUAUGAAUGAUGCCAUAUUUCUACUGGAUGAAGCCAUUCAGUAUUUGAGUAAAAUUAAAAUUCUGCAGUUAGAACGGGAUCGAGGCGAGUGGGACAGUUUAGCCCCCGAUGCUCGGAGAGAAAAAGAGUCCAGUCUGCAGAUGUUUGGACAACUAGGACGCUUCCACAACAUCAUGUCCAAUGAGACAAUCGGCACGUUGGCCUUCCUUACCUCAGAAAUCAAAGGCAUCUUUGUUCACCCCUUCCUGGCUGAGAGGAUCAUCUCCAUGCUUAACUACUUUCUGCAGCAUCUGGUGGGUCCAAAGAUGGGGGCCCUGAAAGUCAAGGAUUUCAGCGAGUUUGAUUUCAAGCCCCAGCAGCUGGUUUCUGAUAUCUGCACCAUCUACCUGAACCUGGGCGAUGAGGACAACUUCUGUGCCACUGUCCCUAAGGAUGGACGGUCCUACUCUCCUACACUCUUUUCCCAGACUGUAAGGGUUCUGAAGAAGAUCAAUAAACCCGGUGACAUGAUUGUAGCAUUUGCACUCCUUGCUGACAAAAUAAAGUCUCACGCAGACCGACAGCAGCAGGAAGAGGAAACCUAUGCAGAUGCUCCCGAUGAGUUUUUAGACCCCAUCAUGUCCACACUGAUGCUGGAUCCUGUUCUCCUUCCUUCUUCUAAUGUCACGGUUGACCGGUCGACUAUUGCCAGGCAUCUACUCAGUGACCAGACAGACCCCUUCAAUCGCAGUCCUCUUACCAUGGACCAGAUCAGGCCAAAUGAAGAACUUAAACAGCAAAUCCUACAGUGGCUGGAAAGGCAUAAGCAGCAGAGGCUGCAGCUGGGACCCAGUGGGUAACUGGGACCCCUGUGUGCACUAGACAGUGACUGCAUCCUCCUCUCCUGUCCUGGACCUGACAUCUCACUCAUGCUCCUCUGCUUUUCUAGUUGACUCCUGCAGCGCUUCCCUCUAAGGAUCUCCUUUCUGGGCUGACUAAUAUUGCAUUCAGCUUUUCAGGCGGCCUUUGUCCUCACUGGGCUUUCUCUGUGACAGCAGUACUGACAAUUUGUGGCACACAUGCUGCUGGCAAUGUAUACAUACAUGCACAGUAGCUGUUUGACUCAAACAUAAGUAGAGUGAUCUAACCUCUGGUACCUGUUUUUUUUUUUUUCUUGUCCUAAAACUUUGUAUUGCUGCUAUUGUUGCUGGCUAUGAGUUCCAUUUCAACUGGACUGGCAGAAUGCACUGUACAGCCCUGACUGACCCACAGGCCAAAGUAUAGAUUUUAUACAACAAGUUGUACAAUUUUUGAGAAGUGAUAUGACAUGAAAGUGUUGAUGUUGUUAUACUUUUACCUUUAUUUCACUUUCAUUAAUGUCAUGUUAUACACAGACCUUUAAACAUACCAUAAUGUAGCACUUUUGGUUAUAUGUCGCCCUUCAAAGUACUGGCAACCAGUGCACACUGUCUUCAACCUAAAUCUACUAGAAUUGACUGCAGCUCACACCACUACCUUCAACAAUACUAUGUAGAAGAAAAUGGAUGGUUUUAUCCCAAACAUCUUUGUAUAUACAUUAAUUGGUAAUAAAGACAACUAUAAUAAUCUCUUGGUUUAUUCUGUAUUUGAGAUCUUCACAGCCUUAACCCCCUAACUUGUUUGCAGUUCUAACAUGAAUGAAAAGUUGCGAAUUUAAACACUGGCUUUUGUUGCGCCUUGGUGUCUGAGACACUUAUGGUUGUUGGACAUAGGGUUAAAUAUGAAAUUCUAGAGGGCUUAUUAAAGUUUGAUCUCAGUCUUGUAACUUGUAUUAAAAAAUAUAAUGAAUUAUAGGAAACGUUUUAAAUUAAGUGACACAUAAAUGCUUGACAAAAAUCAUUAAUUAUACUAAAGUAUAACAUUGACAUUCUAGACCAACAUUUUUAUGUUUAAUGUUUUAAGUUGUUGUAAUUUUUUAAGCUGUGAUGUAUCUGAGAAUGGUUCUUUCUGUUUGCUAAAAACUAAAACUGAUAAUUUGGCUUCCCGUUUUUGUAGUUUUGGGUUUUUUUUUAAGUCAUUUACAUGGGUAAAACUACUGGGACUGAAGCCUACUCCUUAUCCCUGGCCAAUUUUUGAAAAAUUCAAAAUGUUUUACUAAUUUCUUGGUCAAAGUGUGUAAACUGACAGUAAUGUUUGCUAAAUAGACUAUAAAUCAGAAAAUAAAUAAAUUUGAUAAAUCAGAAAUUAGGAGUAUCAUUUUUUGACUUGCAGUUCUUGUGCACUGUGUAUCUCCACAAAAUCGUAAAUAAUUAGAAUGAAUCAUACAAAAUGCUGUUAUUUGUAUGAAUGUGUAGUUCACUAACAAGUUAUAUGUGUGUUUUUGUUUUUUGUUAGCAUUGGUGCUUAAAACCAUAGGCCUUGCAGUGAAUCACAAAAAGCGAGGUUUAAAAGUUUAAUACUGUGAGAUGUUUGUUUUCUGUAAAAUAAGGUUGAAAAUGAUGAAAACCAAAUUGCUUUUAUGUUGCCUUUUGAACAGAAGGAUUUUAAUUAAUUGUAUCCAAAUGGAAUAGAUGUAUAGUAUAUGAAUGUGUCUGUUGGCAUGUCUUCAUACUUUGUCGAUUAAAUUAUAACAACGUUUUGUUUGAAAUGUGAUCACAACAUGUUUAUGGGUGUACAGUAUGAUUAAGAAAUAAAACUAAUGUGUGUUAUAAACAA